CGACAAAGCGAAUGGGCUUUUUUCUGAAUUACUAUGGCCCAACAGCACCAGCGUUUGAGCCCAUAGAUAAAGAAAACGUCGGCUGCUGCGUACCGUACGUGCCCAACAAACCAGCUGCCUCUUCUCCUUCACCCAAUCCCGCCGCGACCCCGAUCUCCGAUCUAACGCAACACCGCCAUUCUUUCCUUCUCUCCCUCCCUCGUCUCUCUGUGAAAAAAAGAAAACUCCACCGAGAAACAGCCAUGGCGGCGGCGGCGGCGUUCUCCCGCAGAUUCUCUUCCGCCUUCCUUAAACCCUCCUCCCAUUCUCCGAUCCCCUCCUACUUCCUCAAUCGAAAUCCCUUAAACCCUUCCUCUCUCGAUUCAACCCUCCCAAUUGGACUCUCCGCCCUAGUCGAAUCGAAAGGCUUCGAUUCUCCCCGAUCGUACUCCAUCCUCAGCUCCCGCGCUCCAAUUCAAUCUCUCCCGCCGUCCACUUUCCGAACCCCAACCUUCCCCUAUUCCUCCUCCAGCUCCCAGCCAGAAGAAGCAACAAAACCGGAAUCCGAGUACCCGAGCAAGAACCCGGAGUUCAAGCACCAGGAGAUCGAAGGCCCGACCGUGGAGCGGGACCUCUCCUCCCUCGCCAACGAGACCAGAGCCGUGCUCGAGCGGAUGAUGAAGAACAUCGAUUCUCUGAGCAGGGCGAUGGCCGGGCUGGGCCUGAUCCAGCUCGGGAUCGGGUCCUGGAUCUCGUACGUCACCAGGGGGACGCCGAUCGUGGAAGUUUCGGUCCAGAGCGGGGUGGCUUUCGGGUUCCCGUUUGCGCUGGCGUUCAUGUUGAGGCAGUCGCUGAAGCCCAUGUACUUCUUCAAGAAGAUGGAGGAGCUGGGGAGGCUUCAGAUCUUGACGCUGGCGCUCCAGGUGGUGAAGAAUUUGAACGUGUUCUUGGUUAGGGCUCGCGGAGCUACCAUCUUGUGCGCUGUUGGGAUGGGUGUGGGAAUGGGGUUCGCUUUGUACCCGAGGUUGUUGGCGUGAAGCAAUGGAGGUAGCUUGGUAGGAAAGUUUUCUCCAUUUGGGUUUGGGAUUUUGGCAUUCUACUACGUACUGUCAAUGUGCUUAGAUUUUAAUACAACAGUUGAUUGAAUGAUCACACCGCAUGACUUCUACCGUCCAGCUGAGGUUAGAGUUUUGCACAUUCGCAAUGUAAAGGCCUUCGGCUUAAUCCGAAUUGCUGGCAAUUUGACUAUAGUUCGAACACAUCGAAUCUUGCGUUUAUCAUGAUUUGAACGAACGACGCACAACCUUUUUCUAUAACGAAAUCCAUAACAUGAUGUCACGCAUCGAGUUGUCUUCUGAGUUAACCACGUUAUUCAUAACUUAAAAUGAUGUUACGAAAAUGUUAACCAAUGAAUUUUCGAAAUGUUC
Messenger RNA from Linum trigynum, 1406 nucleotides. NCBI's taxonomy places the organism in Eukaryota, Viridiplantae, Streptophyta, Magnoliopsida, Malpighiales, Linaceae. The record is from the annotation of a GenBank genome assembly.